AUGUCUUUUGCGAAGUACAUUUUCGCCAGGGCCGCCAUGAUGGCUGGCCUGCUUGGAGCACAAGCUGCGCUUGAUGUGAGUUCUACGAGCAAUAUCGCUGUAUACUGGGGCCAGAACUCGUACAAUGCCGCGAGCGGCGACCUUGAACAGCAGAACUUGGCAUACUACUGCCAGAAUUCAGACAUUGAUGUCUUGCAACUCUCUUUUGUGACUGUAAUCAACGGUCCAGGUGGCGUUCCAGAGAUCAAUUUUGCCAAUAUCGGUGACAAUUGCACUACGUUCGAUGGCACAUCCCUGUUGAACUGCCCCCAGGUUGGCGACGAUAUCAAGACCUGCCAGGCAGCCGGCAAAACUAUUCUUCUCUCUAUCGGUGGAGCCACCUACUCUGAAGGAGGAUUCAGCUCGGAAUCUGCCGCGAGCGCCGGGGCCCAGCUGAUCUGGGAGACAUUCGGUCCGGACUCGAAUAGCUCAGCGCUUCGCCCCUUCGGAGACGCUGUCGUUGACGGCUUUGACUUCGACUUCGAAUCCACGGUCUCCAACAUGGCCGCCUUCGGCAACGAGCUUCGUAGCCUCAUGGACGCCGACACCAGCAAGAAAUACUUCCUGACUGCCGCCCCUCAGUGUGUUUACCCCGAUGCUGCAGACAAUCAAAUGCUGGACGGAGCCGUUUCCUUUGACGCCAUCUGGGUCCAAUUCUACAACAACUACUGCGGUAUUAAUAACUAUGUUUCUGGCUCUUCUUCGCAAACAAACUUCAACUUCGAUACCUGGGACAACUGGGCCAAGAACACAUCCAAGAACCCCAAUGUCAAGGUUUUCCUCGGUGUGCCAGCCAACACCGGCGCAGCCUCUACUGGUUAUUUGUCUGCCUCCAGUCUCCAGCCCGUGAUCCAAUACUCCAAGACAUUUUCAAGCUUCGGCGGUGUUAUGAUGUGGGACGCCAGCCAGGCAUAUGCCAACAACGGCUUCAUUUCCGGCGUUGCUGCUGACCUGGGCGGUAGCAGCAACAGCAGUAGCCGCACUGUUUCUCGCGUGAAGCGCCGUUCUACUGACCGUUCUUACUGGUAA
Talaromyces atroroseus is the source of this 1068-nucleotide messenger RNA. Its product is annotated as Endochitinase 33. Bases 1 to 1068 code for a protein of 355 amino acids. The record is from RefSeq and is a predicted model, not a curated record. Gene Ontology annotation, biological process: carbohydrate metabolic process. The transcript is spliced from 2 exons. Gene Ontology annotation, cellular component: extracellular region. Gene Ontology annotation, molecular function: chitinase activity. Lineage: Eukaryota; Fungi; Ascomycota; Eurotiomycetes; Eurotiales; Trichocomaceae.